UAGAGAACUCACAAGUCGACACAAAUCUUGAGACAGCAUGUCCAUCGAGUGUACAGCUGUGCUCGUACUUCUUCUUUAUUGCUCGUUGCCUUGCCAUGACAGCUCCAUUUCAUGUCAGAUCCCUAUCAAUGUAGGCUCUCAUGUCCUGUCAAUUCAAGAUGCUACACUUGAAGUGGACAACAUCGAUCUAAAGUCGCUAACAACGACUGCCAAAUCGCCAAGGAUCAGUGGGGAAAUCGUUACCGAUUUGCCUGGCUUACAAGCCUCGAUUAAGGCUUCAUUACCUGGAGGGCCAACAGAACUUGCCCUGUUUCAAAAAAAGACGCUGGACGUUGCAUUCCUUACAAUUAGCAAUGCCAGACUUGUUUUGACAAGAAAUGGUGGAGUAAAGCAAUCUCAUUGGAAGCUGUCUGCUGAUUUGGUGAUUACACCAAACGGAGGAGAGGGCAAGCGGAUGGUUCAUGCAAGUACAACAAAACAGACUUCCGGGCUCGUGUUGAACACAAGAAUACAACGAAGUGCACGUAAUCAGGAAGGGCUGCAAUCAGCGCUGUUUAAAACACAAAUUACUACAUCAAAACUGUUGUUGCAAGGAUAUGCCAAGACAAUAGUUCAUCACAACACUUUGCAUCUCACUAGUACUGUCGAUAUAGGCCUAGCAGGUUCUACAUUUAGUUUUCGUAUGACAGGAAUUUGGCCACAACCAUUUGGCUUCAAAAAUGUUGCAGUUUCAAAUGUUGCUUUGCAACUUGGCUUGACUCCAGCUGGCACACUAUCUUCAAUCGGUUUUGAAGGAACUCUCAAAGUAAAAGAUCUAACCGGGUCAGCAGCUGUCUAUUACAGUGUUGAAAAUCCAUCGAAAUUUCUACUUAGCUCCAGCAUGAAUCGUCUAACUGUUGGAGAUAUCAUUGGUCAUUUCUUGGAGUUGCCCAAAGAGAUAGCAGACAUUCGUUUUUCCUUUGGGUUUAGCGCCUGUUUUUGCACAGGAGCUGUAAAAAUCGCAGGAAAACAGUAUAGUCCAGGAAUCUUCUUCAAAAGCACUUUUGAAGUUCCUUUCUUGGGAAUUAGAGCUGAAGUACAAGUCGAUGUGUCAAGACAGUUAUACGCACGGUUGUCGUUGGAAAAAAAUAUUGACUGGGGAUUUCUAAAAGUUCAAAGAAGUUUUAGUGAUUCUGGAGCAACAAAGGGACCCAUUCUGUUGACAGACAUAAGGCCAUAUGAGGGUAAGUUCCUGGUGGACACAGAAGCUGCUGUUGAGAUAUCGGGAUCUCGAGUUUUUGAGGUACAUUUGAAAAUUAAGGUAGAUUGGUCUUCACACAAACUCAUUUUUCAAGUGAGCAUUUACUACGAGUUUGAUCUCUUUGAAAAGAUUCUCAAGACUGCGGCACAUACAGUCAAGAGAGCAAUGGAUGCCGUUAAAAAAAUUGCGGCACAUACAGUCAAGAGAGCAAUGGAUGCCGUUAGAAAAAUAGAUGACAAUAUUAAGUAUCAUCAAGAAAGAAUCGACUACUGGACGAAGUAUUGUUCAGAUGCUACAUUGACAUGGUACUCGAAACUAUGGCACUGUGCGGCAAGUGUGAUACACAUUGCUCCGCAUGUGAUUGCAAUAGCUGCUAUUAAAGUCACAAGAGUGGUUGCUCUUGUGGGUCUCAAUAUUGCCAAUGCGGUUUUGGAGGGAUUGGAGUUUGCUUUCAAGGCCAGAAUUGAUUGGCAUUACUAGCACUGCUGGUGUAUUAAUUUGCAAUAGUGUUCAACAAACAGACAAACAAAUAUGUUAUUCCACACCAUUUUUUGUUCCUAAUGUAGUUUGUCAACGUUUUUGUGUGCUUACAUUUGCUCUAAUUUGAAUAUAUUUUGAAUAUCAAAGCGUGGUCUUUUCAUGUAGAAUAUAAUAAAGAGUGUCAAAAACGAGAGAUUCAGAAACUGAUCUCAUAGAUAUCAAGGAGUGAACGACUGACUUUUCUGUCAAAGCAAGAAAUUGAAGAAUUC
Messenger RNA from Corticium candelabrum, 1989 nucleotides. RefSeq lists its product as uncharacterized. Lineage: Eukaryota; Metazoa; Porifera; Homoscleromorpha; Homosclerophorida; Plakinidae. The transcript has 10 exons. The record is from RefSeq and is a predicted model, not a curated record. The coding region runs from base 38 to 1720 and encodes 560 amino acids.